Molecule: messenger RNA, 1345 nt
Organism: Cornus florida
Lineage: Eukaryota; Viridiplantae; Streptophyta; Magnoliopsida; Cornales; Cornaceae
Product: peroxidase 41-like
Exons: 1
Coding region: 162-1148 (328 amino acids)
Biological process (GO): hydrogen peroxide catabolic process; response to oxidative stress
Molecular function (GO): heme binding; peroxidase activity
Source: RefSeq, a predicted model, not a curated record
CCUCACCUCCACAACACUCCUUUUUUUCUCAAGCGACUCUUUAUAUAAUUUUAAUCAAACCUAAUAUUUGCUUCCUCCACACUCUCCUGAUCAACUUUGGUUGUGGGGAAGCAGGUGUCUCUCUCACACCUCCUUCCUCCUCAUUCUCGAUCUCUCCGGCCAUGGCUUCCAACUUAUUUCUCAUUCUUGUGCUCGCAUCACUCUCAUCUUUAGCUCAUUCCCAGACCCCCCUCUCCGUCGAUUACUACGCCAAAACAUGUCCCAGGCUCGACCAAAUCAUACAAGAAACUGUCACCAACAAGCAGACGACUAACCCCGUCACCGCCGCCGCAACCCUCCGCAUUUUCUUCCAUGACUGCAUGGUCGACGGCUGUGACGCCUCCGUCCUGAUCGGCUCCGUACCCAAUGGCAAGGCCGAAAAAGAGAACGAUAUGAACGAGUCCCUGGCCGGGGACGGCUUUGACGUGGUGACCCGCGCCAAGACCGCCCUCGAGCUCGCCUGCCCCGGCGUCGUCUCCUGCGCAGACAUACUCGCUCUCACCACCCGUAACCUUGUCAAAAUGGUCGGGGGACCGUUCUACAACGUGUCACUAGGGCGAAAGGACGGCCUAGUCUCCGAUGCUAAGCGUGUCGAUGGAAACCUAGCUAGGGCAAACUUCUCGAUGGACACCAUGAUCAAGCAAUUCGAAGGUAAAGGGUUGAACGUUGAGGAUAUGGUGGCGUCGACCGGCGGGGGACACACCAUCGGCUUCUCUCACUGCAAGGAAUUCAGCGACAGGAUCUUUAACUUCAGCAAGACCGCGGAUAUCGAUCCAGCUCUUGAUCCUGCAUAUGCUGCGAGAUUGAAACAGCUGUGUGCUAACUACCAGAAAGAUGGGACCAUUGCAGCUUUCAAUGAUGUGAAGACACCGGGACAAUUCGACAACAUGUUCUUCAAGAACUUGUUCAAGGGAUGGGGGCUCUUGGCGUCCGACCAUUUACUGAUUGCUGAUCCCAGGACAAAGCCAUUAUGCGAAAAGUUCGCCAAAAGUGAGACUGAAUUCUUCCAGGCAUUUGCUAAGGCAAUGGUGAAGAUUAGUAUGAUUGGAAUCAAGACAGGAAAUGAUGGGGAAAUAAGGCACAGAUGCGAUAAGUUCAACACCAAGUAAUUAAGUGACAAUAUGGAUGUGAUAAGGAGGGAAUGAGAAGUUUUAUUUUAUUUUUUAUUUUUUGAUUUGCUUGAAAUUGUUUUUCAACCAUCUGAUUGGAGGUGGGAGAUGACAUGAUCGAUGUAUUGAGGUUGAUAAAUAGUCAUCAUGAUUAUAUAGUAUUAAUGCAUCAAUAUUAUUCGUAUUAUGGUUUAAAA